Messenger RNA from Pleuronectes platessa (European plaice), 237 nucleotides. RefSeq names its product guanine nucleotide binding protein (G protein), gamma 13b (gene gng13b). Gene Ontology annotation, biological process: phospholipase C-activating G protein-coupled receptor signaling pathway; sensory perception of taste. Bases 34 to 237 code for a protein of 67 amino acids. The record is from RefSeq and is a predicted model, not a curated record. NCBI's taxonomy places the organism in Eukaryota, Metazoa, Chordata, Actinopteri, Pleuronectiformes, Pleuronectidae. Gene Ontology annotation, molecular function: G-protein beta-subunit binding. The transcript has 2 exons. Gene Ontology annotation, cellular component: heterotrimeric G-protein complex.
ACAGGUAGAGAAGCCCGACAACAAAGUGCAGCCAUGGAUGAGAUGGACCUGCCCCAGAUGAAGAAGGAGGUGGAGAGCCUGAAGUACCAGCUGGCCUUCAAGAGAGAGAAGUCGUCCAAAACCGUGACCGAUCUGGUGAAGUGGAUAGAGGACGGCGUCCCGGAGGAUCCCUUCCUGAACCCCGAGCUGAUGAAGAGCAACCCGUGGGUGGAGAAAGGAAAAUGCAUCCUCCUCUAG